CUUCUUCUUCCUUCCCAUUUCUCCUCUCUCUAACAAACCAGUAGAGAGAGAAAGAGAUUGCCAUUAACAUGAGCUUCCUCUUCCUCCUCCUUCUCUUACUACUCAUACCGAACUCCUUUGCCGCCAAAUCUGGCCGCUUGCCGGAAUAUUCCGCACUUCUAUCCAUCAAAUCCGCCAUUACCGACGAUCCACAAUCAUCUCUCUCCACCUGGAACCUUUCUACCACCCACUGCUCUUGGUCCGGCGUCAUUUGCGACUCUAGACGUCGCGUUGUUGACCUUGACAUCUCUGGCCUUAAUCUCACCGGUACUCUCUCAUCCGACAUUGGUCACCUCCGCUACCUCCUAAAUUUCACCAUCGCUGCCAACAACAUCGCCGGUGUUAUUCCACCGGAGUUCUCCUUCAUUACCGGCCUGCGUCUCCUCAAUCUCUCGAAUAAUAUUUUUAAUGAAACGUUUCCGCCGGAACUUUCUAGCCUCAAGUCUCUGCGAGUGCUUGACCUUUAUAACAACAACAUGACUGGCGACCUUCCCGUUGCCAUCUCCGAAAUGACCAAUCUCCGUCACCUCCACCUCGGCGGAAACUACUUCUCCGGCAUAAUUCCGCCGGAGUACGGCCGGCUGCCGUUCCUUGAGUACCUUGCUGUCUCCGGGAACGAACUCACUGGCCCUAUCCCUCCGGAAAUCGGAAACUUAACAAACCUCCAGCAGCUCUAUCUUGGUUACUACAAUGGUUACACCGGCGGUAUUCCUCCAGAAAUCGGUAACUUAUCAAGCCUCAUCCGUUUCGAUGCUGCUAACUGUGGUCUCUCCGGCGAAGUUCCUCCUGAAAUAGAGAAGCUUCAAAACCUAGACACGUUGUUCUUGCAAGUAAACGGGCUCUCCGGAUCUUUAACCAAGGAGCUCGGAAGCUUAAAGAGUUUGAAAUCAAUGGAUUUAUCAAACAAUAUAUUCACCGGAGAAAUUCCCGACUCCUUCAAAGAGCUCAAGAAUCUCACCUUACUCAAUCUGUUCCGUAACAAACUUCACGGCUCGAUACCGGAUUUCAUCGGAGAACUGCCGCAGUUAGAGGUAUUGCAGCUGUGGGAAAACAAUUUCACCGGCAGCAUUCCGCAAGGUCUGGGCAAGAACGGGAAGCUACAGAUCCUUGAUCUGUCUUCCAACAAACUCACCGGCACACUUCCUCCGAAUCUGUGCACCGGAAACAAUCUCGAAACGGUAAUUACUUUAGGAAAUUUUUUGUUCGGUCCGAUUCCGGCGUCUCUAGGUCAAUGCCAAUCGUUGAAUCGAAUCCGAAUGGGCGAAAAUUUCCUAAACGGUUCGAUUCCGAAAGGGCUUUUUAGUUUGCCACAUCUCUCACAGGUUGAGCUUCAGAACAACCUUCUCUCCGGCGAAUUCCCGGUGACCGAUUCUGUUUCCGUCAACCUCGGUCAGGUCAGUUUGUCCAACAAUCGCCUAACUGGUCCAUUACCCGCUAGCAUCAGCAACUUUUCCGGCGUACAGAAGCUUUUACUUGAUGGUAACAAGUUCACCGGCCGCAUUCCCGGCGAAAUAGGGCAAUUGCAGCAGCUAUCAAAGAUUGAUUUCAGUCACAACAGUUUAUCCGGCGAGAUCGCCCCGGAGAUCAGCCAAUGUAAGCUGUUAACGUAUGUGGAUCUUAGCCGUAACCAACUUUCCGGCGAGAUCCCAACUGAAAUCAAAGGCAUGCACAUUUUGAAUUACUUGAAUCUUUCUCGUAAUCAUUUGGUGGGCAGCAUUCCAACCUCCAUAGCAUCAAUGCAAAGCUUAACAUCUGUUGAUUUUUCGUAUAACAAUCUUUCCGGUUUGGUUCCCGGCACCGGUCAGUUCAGUUACUUCAAUUACACUUCAUUUGUGGGCAAUUCCAAUCUCUGUGGACCUUAUUUGGGACCUUGCAAAGAAGGGGUUGCAAAUGGCACCCAUGAACCCCAUUCAAAAGGGACACUUUCUGCUUCUGUGAAGCUUCUUCUUGUUAUUGGGUUGCUUCUUUGCUCCAUUGUCUUUGCUGUUGCAGCCAUUGUUAAAGCUCGAUCGAUAAAGAAAGCAAGCAAAGCUCGAUCUUGGAAGCUAACCGCUUUCCAGCGGUUAGAUUUCACUUGUGAUGAUGUUCUUGAUAGCUUGAAGGAAGAUAACAUCAUUGGGAAAGGAGGAGCUGGGAUUGUUUACAAAGGGGUGAUGCCAAACAAUGAGCUAGUAGCGGUCAAAAGAUUGCCGGCGAUGAGUCGUGGUUCUUCUCAUGAUCAUGGAUUCAAUGCCGAGAUUCAGACUCUCGGGAGGAUUAGGCAUCGGCAUAUCGUGAGGUUAUUAGGGUUUUGUUCCAACCAUGAGACAAAUUUGUUGGUUUAUGAGUAUAUGCCGAAUGGGAGUUUGGGAGAAAUGCUUCACGGGAAGAAAGGCGGUCAUCUUCUUUGGGAUACAAGAUAUAAGAUUGCGAUCGAGGCUGCAAAGGGACUUUGUUAUCUCCAUCAUGAUUGCUCACCGUUGAUCCUCCACCGUGAUGUGAAAUCAAACAACAUCCUUUUGGAUUCCAAUUUUGAAGCUCAUGUGGCCGAUUUCGGGCUUGCCAAGUUCUUGCAGGAUUCCGGAACCUCCGAAUGCAUGUCCGCCAUUGCUGGUUCUUAUGGCUAUAUCGCCCCAGAGUAUGCUUACACGCUAAAGGUCGAUGAAAAGAGCGAUGUGUACAGCUUCGGUGUGGUUCUUUUGGAACUGGUAACAGGGCGGAAACCGGUUGGGGAGUUUGGAGAUGGUGUAGACAUUGUUCAAUGGGUUAGAAAGAUGACAGAUGGUAACAAAGAAGGUGUUCUCCAAAUCUUGGAUCCAAGACUCUCCACCAUUCCAAUCCAUGAGGUGAUGCAUUUGUUCUAUGUAGGCAUGUUGUGUGUUGAGGAACAGGCUGUCGAACGCCCCACCAUGAGAGAAGUCGUUCAAAUCUUAACGGAGCUUCCAAAGCCUCCAAACUCGAAGGUCGCGGCAGAUGGAGAUUCCAUGGCGGCGGCCACCACCACGGCUCCGCCAUCACCCACCAUGGAAUUAGGUGGCAAAGGUGAUCUUCUAAGCAUCUGAAAAGAAAAGAAGAUGAAUUGGUUAUUUGGGGUGGUUAAUUAGGAUUGGUUUUAACGUGAUGAUGGGUUUUAUGUAAGUAGUUGGUUUUAGAAGUGUAAUAUGUGCAUAGUAAGAUUGGUUGGGGGGAUCUCAAGUGAUGUAUUGUACUUUCUCUAAUUCUAUCUUCACAAAUAUGUUCCAUCA
Messenger RNA from Cynara cardunculus var. scolymus (artichoke), 3263 nucleotides. RefSeq names its product leucine-rich repeat receptor-like serine/threonine-protein kinase BAM1. The transcript is spliced from 2 exons. The record is from RefSeq and is a predicted model, not a curated record. Gene Ontology annotation, biological process: hormone-mediated signaling pathway; protein phosphorylation. Gene Ontology annotation, cellular component: plasma membrane. Gene Ontology annotation, molecular function: protein binding; ATP binding; protein kinase activity. Bases 69 to 3080 code for a protein of 1003 amino acids. NCBI's taxonomy places the organism in Eukaryota, Viridiplantae, Streptophyta, Magnoliopsida, Asterales, Asteraceae.